Erythranthe guttata (spotted monkey flower) is the source of this 1399-nucleotide messenger RNA. It is a transcript of the gene FTA, whose product is annotated as farnesyltransferase A. Gene Ontology annotation, cellular component: protein farnesyltransferase complex; CAAX-protein geranylgeranyltransferase complex; cytoplasm. The record is from RefSeq and is a predicted model, not a curated record. Gene Ontology annotation, molecular function: protein farnesyltransferase activity; CAAX-protein geranylgeranyltransferase activity. NCBI's taxonomy places the organism in Eukaryota, Viridiplantae, Streptophyta, Magnoliopsida, Lamiales, Phrymaceae. Gene Ontology annotation, biological process: protein geranylgeranylation; protein farnesylation.
GAAAAAACAAAAGGAAUAUUUUGUUUGUUAUCCUUGUGCAAAGUAAAAUAAAAGUGGUUCGGCAUCGCAAAGGUCGUCUUCAAUUUGUUAAAACUCCAUUAAUCUUGAAAAUUCGUUUGAAGAUCGUGGAAGAAAUAAAAAAAUGAAUCAGAAAGUAGAAUUUGAAGUAGAAGAAGAAGAAGAAGAGAGGUCGAGAAUACCCAUAAGUGAGAGGCCCGAAUGGGCUGAUGUACGGCCCUUACCGCAAGACGACGGCCCGAAUCCGGUUGUUCCGAUUGCGUACUCCGAUGAAUUCAGCGAAACCAUGGAUUUCUUCAGAGCCGUCUACUUAGCCGAUGAACGAUCCGCACGUGCUCUCGAACUCACCCAAGAAGCCAUUUUUCUCAAUUCUGGAAAUUACACUGUGUGGCAAUUCAGACGUCUAAUACUCGAGGCGCUUAGCGUCGAUUUGCGUGAGGAAUUGGAGUUCAUUGAUCAGAUUGCGAAAAACAACACUAAGAAUUAUCAAAUAUGGCAUCACAGAAGAUGGGUUGCUGAGAAACUUGGGAGUAAUGUAGCGAGUAACGAGCUUCAAUUCACCGGAGAAAUAUUUUCUCAGGAUGCAAAGAACUACCAUGCCUGGUCUCAUCGACAAUGGGUUCUUCAGACUCUUGGAGGAUGGGACGACGAGCUUGCCUACUGUGACGAACUCCUCCAAAAUGAUAUCUUCAAUAAUUCCGCUUGGAAUCAGAGAUAUUUUGUGGUAACUAAAUCUCCCCGACUAGGGGGAUUGGAGGUGACGAGGGACUCUGAAGUUGCUUAUGCAAUUAAAGCCAUUUUAACGAAACCCGAGAAUGAAAGUCCGUGGAGAUAUUUGCGCGGACUUUACAAAAACGAUGUGAAUUCUAUAGCUAAUGACCCUCGAGUGGCUUCAGUUUGCGUGGAUGUUUUGACGAACGAAAAGGAAUGCGCUCAUGCGUUGAACAUGGUUUUGGAUCUCCUAUGCAAUCACUAUCAACCGAGCAUUGAGUUGAAAAAUGCCAUCGAUGCGUUGUCGGAUAACUCCGAUUUGGAGUUGGCGAAAAAAGUAUGUUCCGUCUUGCAAUUGGUUGAUCCAAUGAGAGCAAAUUACUGGGAGUGGCGCAAAACCACUGUUCCUGCUCGAGAUUAAUGCAGAAGGGGUGUAUGUAUCAUUAUUAUUCAUUAUGUAUUUCGGUUUUAUAGUAUGCUGCUACAUGUGGUGAAUUUCACCGAGUGCCUAAAUCUAUAUACACUGUUACCUAAAUUUCAAAGUUAUCUAAAUCGAGUUUCUUUUGUUACUCGAUUCUCGGUUUCGAUUGGUGAAAUUCACCGGGGCAUUAUGGAACAAAACAAUGUAUUUGCCUACUCAUUUAUGCCAGUUAGAACAUCUGUCUUUAAA